Striga asiatica is the source of this 690-nucleotide messenger RNA. The record is from the annotation of a GenBank genome assembly. NCBI's taxonomy places the organism in Eukaryota, Viridiplantae, Streptophyta, Magnoliopsida, Lamiales, Orobanchaceae.
AUGUUCAUUUGCGGUAGUGGAAGCUUCAGUCACCAAGAUCAUGGCAAGGACAAUAGCAACAAGAAUAAUCGGUUUUGCAAAAGGCGCACGAGCUUUUGCAAGAUAAUCGGCAAGGAUAAUAGCAACAAGAAUCGGUUUGCCGACCAAGGGCUCGACAAAUUCUACGCCCUCUUAUCCGACCUCGAAAGCAAGAAGCAAAAGAUCUACACGCAAAAGGGUGCCGAGGACAUUUCCUUUGUUCGCUUCGUCUACACUGGCGACUCGAAUCGGGCCAAGCCCAUCGUGGUCAAAGUCAACAAGGAGAAAAAACCCAACCGAAAAUCGAUUGAGCAAAAAAACACGUCGGGUAUUAUAAGUCAAGCCAUCAUCAAGUCAACAACACCGAUUAGUAGUCCGAAAGAGGAAGUAAAUGAUAAUGAUCAAAAGCCGCGAAAGAAGAGGAGAUGCCUUAGGUGCAAAGGGAUCAUGAGUUUCAAGAUGGAUAGCUUGAUAUGGCCUUGGUUCUAUUUACCGGUGAUUUUUUUGUUGGUUUUGGUGCUUUUGUCGAUUUACGGACGGUCGUUUGCGAUUCUGUGCACGUCGAUCGGGUGGUACGUGGUGCCGAGCAUGCACGGGUACAAAAGAUAUUCGGAUUCAUAUUUUAAUUUAGCCUUACAAGAGGCCAUUAUUGGUUCAACUCCACAUGAAUAA